Messenger RNA from Trichoplax adhaerens, 387 nucleotides. RefSeq lists its product as uncharacterized. NCBI's taxonomy places the organism in Eukaryota, Metazoa, Placozoa, Uniplacotomia, Trichoplacea, Trichoplacidae. Gene Ontology annotation, molecular function: actin monomer binding. The record is from RefSeq and is a predicted model, not a curated record. Gene Ontology annotation, cellular component: cell cortex. The transcript has 2 exons. Bases 1 to 387 code for a protein of 128 amino acids.
AUGAGUUGGGACGGAUUUAUCACUAAAAUAGUAGCUUCUGGCAAGGUAGCCCAAGCUGCCAUCUACGGAAGAGAUGGAUGCAUUUGGGCUUUAAGUCCCGGCUUUCAGCUUUCUGGUGACGAAGUAAAAGUGAUACUUGACUACAAGAAAAAUAUCAGUUCUUUAAAAACCGAUGGAUUUACUGUUAAUGGUGUCAAAUACACAUUAUUAACUGUGGCUCAGGAUCAGUGUAUGCUUAUUGGUACUGCACAGCAAGGUGGUGGAGUUUAUAUCUCUUUUACAAAACAAGCGUUUGUUUUGGGUACUUACACCCAUAGUAUGCAGCCUGGACCGUGUGAGACUGUCAUUAGUGAAACAGCCGAAGAGUUGAUUAAACUGGGUUAUUAA